Juglans regia (Persian walnut) is the source of this 945-nucleotide messenger RNA. Its product is annotated as trigger factor-like. Gene Ontology annotation, biological process: protein transport; protein unfolding; 'de novo' cotranslational protein folding. Gene Ontology annotation, molecular function: protein folding chaperone; ribosome binding; peptidyl-prolyl cis-trans isomerase activity. Lineage: Eukaryota; Viridiplantae; Streptophyta; Magnoliopsida; Fagales; Juglandaceae. The record is from RefSeq and is a predicted model, not a curated record. The transcript has 8 exons. Bases 135 to 785 code for a protein of 216 amino acids.
UUACAUCACAACGUCGUUGUUGCCGCGACCGAGCUUUGUCUACUCGCAUCGUUAGAACGUGGGAGGCUGGGUGUUCUCAAAUCUCAAUAGUCAGUUCUAAAAGAGCAUAACAUAGGGAGGGAGAAAAAGGAACAAUGGAUAUAGCUGUCCUCUUCUUCAGUUUGAGUCCGAAGAUGAUAGUAAAUCGCAAGAAGCUCGUGGGUGGCAAUGCUCCAAAACUUACUUACGGAAGCUCUGAUUUUUCACGUCAUUUCAGAUUCGAUUCUCGAGAAUUUCGCGCAGGGUAUCCGUGCACUCUGAAUACUCAAAGGAUAAGUCAUGAACAUCUUCCUCCUGUUUGUGCCAUAUUAUCAGAUGUGGAAGAUGUUGAAGUUUCUUCUCAAUUGGAUGAUUUCUCUGUCACUAGAUCGAGGGUCAGUGAUGCUAGAGAACUAAUGAUAAGUGUUGAGGUCUUUGGUGCCAGAACUAAAGCAAUUUUUGAGAGUGUUUUUGACAAAAUGGUCGCUGCAGCCCAGCCGAUCCCUGGCUUUAGAAGAGUAAAAGGAGGAAAAACACCAAAUAUACCAAGAGAUAUUCUGUUAGAAGUUCUUGGACCUUCUAAAGUUUACAAGCAAGUAAUCAUGGAAGUAAUCAACUCUACCAUUGCUGAAUAUGUAGAAAAGGAAGGUUUAAAGGUCGGCAAAGACUUGAGAGUAGAGCAAAGCUUCGAAGAUCUCGAAGUAACAUUCGUGGCAGGUGAAAAAUUCAGCUUUGAUGCAGUCAUUCAGCUUCAAGAAGCGAACUGAAUAUCAUGUGAACUUGGAUUUCUAUCACAGAUUGUGUAUAUGUUUAAGUAGAUUCCUUUCCCAACUCGUGCUGAGGGUGUGCACUCCCCGGAUUAGCUGAUAAUUUGUUUUGGGACCCAAUAAAAAAAAAUUAAACAAGUAGAUUCCUUUCCUUCCAUAA